AUGUGGGAUGUGAGGAAGGUUUUCCAAACAUUUGAAACAAAGGAGAGCUGCAUAGCCUUUGCUGAAGAGCAAGGGCUCAUAUUAACGAAAAGGAUUUGCAGGAUGCAUAAGAUCCCGAUGGUAUUAUCAAUGGCGGGGUCUAGUAUCGUCGGCACAUUUAUAUGCCGAAAAGGAUCGUGCCGUACGCGUUCAGCAAUAUCUAGGUCUAAGGGUACUUGGUUCGAGAACGCCAAAGUACCCUUAAACCAGAUAUUUUACCUUAUGUUUUGUUUUUCGUCGCAUUGGUCGCAUGAGGAGGUGCGUAAAAAUAGCUUUGUCAGGGAACCGUUUUUAUCCAGCGCUACCAUAUGCGACUGGUACAACUACUGCCGCGAAGCUGUAGUAUUAUACCAAGUGGACCAUCAGGAGAAGUUGGGUAAAAUUGGUGGCCCUGGGAAAAAAGUACAAAUUGACGAAAGCAAAUUUGGAAAGAGGAAAUACAACAAAGGCAGGAGGGUGGAAGGUCACUGGGUGUUGGGAAUGGUGGAAGAUGGCAGUGAGAACUUGCGGUUGGAGGUAUGUCCUGACAAUGUCAGGUCUGCUGAGGUGCUCAUACCCCUGAUUGAAAAACCCGUUGCGCCCGGCACAAUCAUUUGUACCGAUUGUUGGAAGGCGUAUGAUUGCUUAUCAACUCACGGGUAUGAGCACCGUCGGGUAAACCAUAGCGAUCCUGACAAUCCGUUCGUUGCGGAAGACGGGACGCAUACCCAACGAAUUGAAUCCCAGUGGCGGGUAAUGAAAAGAUUUUUCUCAAAGGAUAAUUACAACAAUCCAGAAAACUUUGCGGAUCUUAUCAUUGAAUAUGUGUGGCGAAAAAAUAUUGCAAAUAAGCAUGAAGAUCCUUUUGUGAAAUUAAUUGAAGCAAUAAUACACACUUACAAACCAUAA
This is a messenger RNA of Bactrocera oleae (olive fruit fly), 927 nucleotides long. RefSeq lists its product as uncharacterized. NCBI's taxonomy places the organism in Eukaryota, Metazoa, Arthropoda, Insecta, Diptera, Tephritidae. The record is from RefSeq and is a predicted model, not a curated record.